Dovyalis caffra is the source of this 720-nucleotide messenger RNA. Lineage: Eukaryota; Viridiplantae; Streptophyta; Magnoliopsida; Malpighiales; Salicaceae. The record is from the annotation of a GenBank genome assembly.
AUGCAUAGUAACCGACACUUUCGCUCCAAAGAGGCAGUGCCCCCUCUUACAAAUCAAGUUGGUAAUAAUUACAUGCAUAUUCCAGUCGCAUCUUCAUUUGCUCCAGUUCAGCCUCCGGCUGUAAAGCCCUUGAUGCCUGUGCAUGGAAUUGAGUUUCAACCUUCUGAGAUUUGUCCAAAGAAUUUCAUUAUUUUUGAUCAGACUGAUCACCGAAGCCAGGUUAUGUACAAUCCUGCUGUUGCCCACAAAUUUAGUGAUCCUGGCUUUAACAUCCAUGCAACUUACAUCCAAGAGAAUUUUGAAAGAAAAGACACCUACAAUGUUGAAAGAGAAAUAUCAUCUUCUCUGAAGGAGGAUUCAGAUGAUAUUGAUGCAUUAUUGAGUUUGGAAGAGGAAGAACCAGAAGACUGGGACGAGGAAGAGAUCAGCACUGCACGCACUUAUGGAAAUUGUGGAAGCAACUCCCCUGAUUCUUACUCCAGUUAUGGUUCAAAACCCAUGAAAAAUGGAUCUUCUGUUCAGAAGUGCUCUAGCAGUGGUAGCAGCUGCCACAGUGAGAGGAAACGGCAGAAAAUGAAGAAAACGGUGAAGACAUUGAGAGGUAUUGUACCUGGUGGUGAUCAAAUGAAUACCGCUACUGUUCUAGAUGAAGCUGUCAGGUACCUUAAAUCUCUCAAAGUUGAAGUGCAAAAGCAUGGAGUUUCCAAUUUCAAGAACUAA